AUGGCAACACUUUCGUCUGUCUAUUUUUUAAUCUAUUUUGUGUCAUUUUUGGCCAUUGCAGCUGUCGCCAGUUUCUUUAUCAUACCGCUAUUAGGAAUAUCAUUCCUAUUUGCAUCAGCAGUGGUAGUAUUUGGGUUUCUAAGUGAUAUUACAUUUAAAUUUGCCCAAUCAUUAUACAUUAAGACUGAUCACCGUCUAAAAUCUACUUUGAGCAAGAUGGGUAAUCAAAAAAAGGGUACUAACAAUUCGCAGGCUGGUAAUUCACCACCACCAACACCACAACCAUCAGUGGAACCACAAUUAGGACCCAAUGCCAAUGUUUGGGAUGCGCCCGGUGCUGAAACCAGUACUACAAGCGCUAUCGCUCGUUCACUGGAGGCGCGAGAAGACGUGCGGGUAACAAACUAG
Zygosaccharomyces rouxii is the source of this 408-nucleotide messenger RNA. It is a transcript of the gene LDO16, whose product is annotated as Ldo16p. The transcript has a single exon. The record is from RefSeq and is a predicted model, not a curated record. The coding region runs from base 1 to 408 and encodes 135 amino acids. Lineage: Eukaryota; Fungi; Ascomycota; Saccharomycetes; Saccharomycetales; Saccharomycetaceae.